CAUUAAUCAACUCUUGCAGAACUUGGCACAGAUGGCGUGGCAUCUACAGGUGACAUCCGAAUGCGAGUUGCUAUUCGACGUUCGCGAUCUAGUGCCUCGGCAAUGAGCUGUCAGCCAGUUCGAUUCCAUGCCAAGCUCAAUGCCGACUGUACAAAGCUCUUCAGCAUCAGCACUUCUCCUACAAGUCUCAAGAGUCAAUGGACGGCGUCAUCGACCCGCCAGAGACUAUCAUGGCACCCAAGAUCCAACCGAGCGACAUUGGGACAAAGGUGAAGCGGGAGUACAUUGAAGUAAAUGGCUGGAAGUGGUCAUAUCUCGAAGCCCACGCUGAAGGAACACAAAAAGCCGUAGCAGUCCUCAUCCACGGAUUUCCAGAUCAGUCACUAGCAUGGCGAUACCAAAUCCCGCUGCUCACAUCUCUUGGCAUUCGAACUAUCGCCCUCAACUGCAUGGGCUAUGGAGAGACUGGAGCAUCCGAUAACUUACGAGACUAUGGCUUCAAAUCCCACGCAGAUGUCGUCGCUGCCAUAGCUAAGAAAAUCGGCACCCACAAGAUCAUCAUCGGCGGACACGACUGGGGCGGAGCCACAGUCUACCGCGUAGCCCAAUGGUACCCAGAUCUAAUCUCCCACGUCUUCAGCGUCUGCACCGCCUACGCCCCUCCCACAAAAUCCUACAUCAGCACCAAAACCCUCGCCGAAACUACAAUCCCCCAGUUCGGCUACCAACUCCAACUCGGCAGCGAAGACCAAGUCAUCGAAAACGUCAUAAAAGACCGCUCCACAAUGAAAAAAUUCCUCCACGGAAUGUACGGCGGUCGUGUAGCUUCAGGAAAAUAUUUCAUGCUCCCCAAAACAGGCAUCGACCUCUCAAUCCUAACCUCCGAAUCCGAAACCAUCGCACCAACCCCCUUACUCAACGACUCCGAACUCUCAUACUACGUCGACGAAUUCAUGAAAAACGGAAUCCAUGGUCCAUGUAAUUGGUAUCGAACGAGGGAAAUUAAUUUUCAAGAAGAUUUGGAGCUUCCAAAGGAGACGAGGAAUUUGAUCAAACAGCCUACGUUGUAUAUUUUGGCUACGAGGGAUAUGGUGCUGACGAGGGAAAUGAGUGCGAAGAUGGAGAAAGCUGUGCCGAAUCUGACGAGGGGAGAGGUUAAGGCUACGCAUUGGGCGCUUUGGCAUGCGCCGGAUGAGGUUAAUGGGAUUUUGAGGGAGUGGUUGGAGGGGGUUGUGUUGGGUGGGGGGAAGGAGAGUAAAUUGUGAGGUUGUUGUGGGGAGGGAGGGCGUUCGACGGGGAACAAGAGGAAGGAGGAAGUAUUGUAGGCACAGU
Cercospora beticola is the source of this 1332-nucleotide messenger RNA. Its product is annotated as alpha/beta fold hydrolase. The record is from RefSeq and is a predicted model, not a curated record. Gene Ontology annotation, molecular function: hydrolase activity. Lineage: Eukaryota; Fungi; Ascomycota; Dothideomycetes; Mycosphaerellales; Mycosphaerellaceae.